AUGGACGGUAGCGCUGAAUCUAACGCUGCUUCGACUUAUGUCGAGAUUGGCCGACAGUUCGUGCAGCAUUAUUACACCAUGCUGGCCGAGCGUCCAAAUGAUGCCCAUCGUUACUAUGGCGAUAAGUCGAUCCUGACCCAUAAUGGCAAAUGGGCCAUCGGUUCUGAGGAUAUUCAAAAGGCCAUCGAUGAUUCCAAGUUCCAUGAUAGCAAAUUUCGCAUUUACUCCAUCAAGGGCGCGCCUACCCUGGCCAACGGAGUUGCGAUCCAAGUAGUUGGUGAAAUUUCGACCGCGGACACCGGCUUGCGCAAGUUCUCGCAGACAUUUGUGCUCGGUCAGCAGAUCACCAACAAAUUUUACAUUUUCAACGAUAUCUUCACCUUCUCGGACCAGCUGUUCGGCAAGGAAAGCGAGUCUGCCGAGGCUACCUCCACCCCGGCUCCGCUGCCUGAAACGAAACUGAACGGCCACACGCGCACGCCACAGAAGAAGGAACAGCAACUCACCGUCGAUAAUGAACGCCAUCAAGAAUUGCCUUCGCCAAUCAACUCUGGACCGAAAACUCCGAAUGCGAAGAAGGUACCUGAGCGGUCGCACGACAAGCAGCGAGGAGAACCGCCAUGCGACCCCGCCCCGCCGAAGCAGCAGGUCCAGCAGCAAGCGCCGCCGCCACAGCAACAGCAACAACAACCCGUCCAGCCAGCGGUUCCUGCGCAGCCCCGAAGCUGGGCCGCGAUCGCUGGUCACAACUCUAGCACCGCUCCCACCAACCCGGCACCUGUCGCCGCCCCUACUCGCGCUAUUACGCGCCCGACCAACUCGCUGCCGAACUCGCAGCCUACACCGCACGCGAAGCAGGACGAAGAGUCUCGCACUCUCCAUGUCAAGAACAUCGGCUACCAAAAGGAAAAGCUGAGUGAUGAGGAUGUGAGCGCGGCUACCGCGGAAAUCAUCAGCUACUUCAGCGAGUUCGGUCCUGUUGACAGUUUCAAGUUCCCCAUUUCUAACUUCGGGGCCCAGCGGCGUUCCGACCUAUAUGGUUUCUUGGUGAUGAAGUUGGAGGCGGACGCACAGAAAAUCCUCGAAGCGGCCGGCAAAACCGAAGGAGCCGUUCCUCGCGGUCUGAAGGUGGAUGUUCCAUCUUUCAACUUCUCCGGUGAAAUUUUCGUGGAUCGCGGCAGGCGUACCAAUGACAACCGUGGACGAGGAGGCUAUGCCCGCGGCGGCUCAUUCAGAGGCGGCCCCCGAGCACCGGGCGCCCACCGUGGAAACUUCCGCGGAAACCAUAUGCAG
This is a messenger RNA of Mesorhabditis spiculigera, 1293 nucleotides long. Lineage: Eukaryota; Metazoa; Nematoda; Chromadorea; Rhabditida; Rhabditidae. The record is from the annotation of a GenBank genome assembly.